AUGGGUCAUCACUGCUGCAGCAAACAGAAAGUUAAGAGAGGGUUAUGGUCUCCUGAAGAAGAUGAAAAGCUCAUCAAACACAUCACCUCCCAUGGCCAUGGCUGCUGGAGUUCUGUCCCUAAACUUGCAGGGCUACAGAGAUGCGGAAAGAGUUGCAGAUUGAGGUGGAUAAACUACUUGAGACCCGAUCUGAGAAGAGGUUCAUUCACUGAACAAGAAGAGAGAACGAUCAUUGAUGUUCAUAGGAUACUGGGGAACAGGUGGGCUCAGAUAGCGAAACAUCUACCAGGUAGAACAGAUAAUGAGGUCAAAAACUUUUGGAAUUCUUGCAUCAAGAAGAAACUUAUUGCUCAGGGUUUGGAUCCAAACACUCAUAACCUUCUUUCUGCACAUCAGAUCCCCAUUAAUCUUAAUGCUAACAACAGUAAACAUAGCGAUCCUACAAAGCCACUUUUCUCCAUUAUCAACAAUACCUCAUCACAAACAAAAGAUUCAAAAAGGUUCAUUAAUCCUGUAAUGAGUCAAAACUUGUACGAAAACACAUUAACCCACCAAAGUUCAAACCUUAAUUACCAAGACUACAACAAUAACGUUAGCCAUGAUCAAUCGACAAUGGGGUUUUCAAGUCAACAGUUAGUUGAAAGUACUAAAACGCCCAUCUUGUCGCCUCUUCCUUCUUCCUUAAAUCCACUUGAUUUUGGGAAUAUGGGUCAACCAUGGUGUGGUAAUAGUAAUCUUGGAGUAUCCUUUGAGAACACAAGAAGACAAGAAGAGUUUCAAGAAAUGUUGCAGCAGGAGAUGGUGAGUCAAGGUGGUGUGACUCAGGGUUUGGAUUUGAGGAAUAGUGGUGAAGUCCAGAAUCAAACCAAUAUAGAUAUGACUUCGUUUGAUGGGUGUAACAUUGACUUAGAGUUCAUGGAAGCUGCACUUAUUCCUUGUGGAAUGUACUCUAAUGGCGGAUCUUUGGAUCAUCUUGCAUGGGACUGUAACUAGCUAGAUAGCUCAAGUAUUUGUUUAAUUUUUUUUUUCUCACUUUUUAGAGUCUUAAUGCGUUCUUGUUUAUAGAUUGCUUUUACACCUACGGAUUCCAAAAACAUUUUAGUCACGUCGCUUCAUCCUAGGAAGGGAACAAGGAUAUCUCCAAUCACAAGUGGAUUUUAAUUGUAGUUGACUCAGUUAUUCUACUUUAGUGGAUACCGUAGGGCUAAAAUUGUCCUUUUUGUUUAACUACACCUUUCCUCAUGUAGAGUGGGACUUACUGAAGAUUGGAUUUCGAAUGAAGAUCAAUGAUAUAUACACACACUUUUAUAUACUCAAAGUCCCACC
Messenger RNA from Lactuca sativa (garden lettuce), 1326 nucleotides. RefSeq lists its product as uncharacterized. NCBI's taxonomy places the organism in Eukaryota, Viridiplantae, Streptophyta, Magnoliopsida, Asterales, Asteraceae. The record is from RefSeq and is a predicted model, not a curated record.